AGCGGCAAUCGGUGACAUAACCGGGAUCUGUCAAACUGGUCUCGCCCAUUUGUAAUUUUGUGUUUCUCCCGAUGUUCGCCAGUCAAAUUCCUAUUGUUUUGUUCAAAUUCGGGCGAUAAUUACGGUUUUCGGUAGUUAAUACGUGGUGCUUCGAUUGUGUCGCUCCAGUGCUCCUCUAAAGUGCCCCCGUACCCUUAAUUUUUCCAGCUAAACAAUGGGCAAAACCUUUUGCCAAUCCUGCAGAAAAAAAUGUUCAGGAGAGGUCCUCCGGGUCCAAGACAAGUACUUUCACACGAGCUGCUUCAAAUGUAAAGUGUGCAGCUCCUCGUUGGCCCAAGGGGGCUUCUUUAGCAAGGACGGCGCUUACUAUUGUACCGCCGACUAUCAGAAGAAUUUUGGAACCAAGUGUGCUUCAUGCGGUGAUUAUGUUGAGGGAGAAGUUGUUACCGCGUUAGGAAAGACCUACCACCAAAAGUGUUUUACCUGUGCCAGGUGCAGGCAGCCUUUCCCUUCCGGUGAAAAAGUUACCUACACUGGUAAAGAGGUGCUUUGCCAGAAAUGUGUGCAGAUCCCUGUACGAAAUUCCACCCCUAAAAGCACUCCUACCACCUCCAGUCCAUCAACAAACGGUAACUCACUUAUUUGGGGCGUUAAUAAUAAACACCUUAUUCACGUCCUUUCUUCGAUAGAGUGUGCUGGCUGCAGGGAAGACCUGAAAGAAGGUCAAGUACUGGUGGCUCUGGAUAAAAGCUGGCAUAUAUGGUGCUUCAAAUGUCACCGCUGCGACACGGUACUACAUGGCGAGUAUAUGGGGAAAGAUGGAGUACCUUAUUGCGAAAGGGAUUACCAGGAGCAGUUCGGAGUCAAGUGUGCCUACUGUAAUCGCUAUAUUAGCGGUAAAGUUUUGCAGGCCGGUGAUAACCAUCAUUUCCACCCCACUUGCGCCCGAUGUUCGAAAUGCGGAGAUCCCUUCGGAGAUGGCGAGGAAAUGUAUUUGCAGGGCGGUGCCGUAUGGCAUCCGAGAUGCGGUCCCGGUCCUCAGACCGAAGACGGAAGAAUCCUCAAUGGACCGCAAGAAAACGGAAACGUCACCGAUACGGAUGUUAGUACAAAAGAUUACGAUAGACAUAGUACUAGCGGCGCUAGCGAGUUGCAAUUUUCAAUGAGAUCCCGCACUCCUAGCUUAAAUGGAUCACUGUAUAGUCCCACAAGCAUGCACAGAAAGCAUUACAGCCACACCACGUACAGAACCCCAUCACCAGGACUAAUCCUGCGAGACUACAGCAAAUCCGGCACGAUAGCCGACGACAUCUCUCGGAUACACACGUACAGUUACCUCACCGACGAGCCCACUUUAGGAUAUUUAAAGAAACCGAUCGAGCCUUACGAUAGGCCGCCCCAUUUCUCUCCUCACUUUCACCGACCUACUUCACAAAAUUCGUUAAGAUCGUCAACUGGGGCCGGCGGUAAACGUUCCGGUUCCAGAUCGGCAAUGAAGGUUUUGGUCGAUUCGAUCCGUAGCGAGACCCCGCGACCCAAAUCUCCCCACAUGAACAACGAGGAGCCGAUAGAACUGAGCCACUAUCCGGGGGCGAAGCCUCCACAGCCCGGAGAGCCUCCGAAGAUCGAAAGAGAUGAUUUUCCGGCCCCGCCUUAUCCCUAUACUGAUCCAGAACGUAGGAAGAGAUGGUCGGAUUCUUAUAAAGGUGUACCGGCGGACUCCGACGAGGACGAGCUAGACGGCCUAACCGAGAAGGAAAUUAAGGAUAUCAAGCUGAAAAAGGAGGAAGAGGAGUUGAGCAAACUGGGCAGCGGCAUCGGAAAAGUGUUUUUGAAGAACGUGAAGGAACGGGAGAAGUUUAAGCAAUGGAAGGCGUCUAAUUUGGAUCCUAGGAACGCGUCUAGAACUCCGUCGGCCAACAAAGAACCGACAUAUCGGCUGCGUUACGACAAUCCGAUAGGAGCGAGUCCGUCGCGGAACUUGGAUCAUUCGAGGCCUUUUGACGACGAAGAGUUCGACAGAUCAUUGAGCUGUAGAUCGUCGUCCAUGAGCAGGCCGUCCGGCUGGAACUACAACGUAGUGUCGUCCUUAAGAAAUGUACCGAGACCUGGUUACGGAUUAAAAGCCAAUACCUUGCCCACUGGAAAUGGAUACGGAGGCGACUAUUCGUUUGCCGGGAUGGGCGUAAAAACCCACAGCACCGAUUUUAGCUCGGGAAAGUCUGAUAUUUCAACGGGAUCCAUCACGGAUGUGGAGGCGCGAAUGCACUCGGAACUGGGACCAGUGUCGUACGCGGUGGGUCGUUACGGGCUCCCAGGGAGUUACGGGGGAUCCCACGUGAGACGCAGCCUCCCCAACAUGGCCCAUCAAAUGCUAAUAAACGAGCCGGCGAAGAUUUACCCUUACCAUCUGCUCCUCACUACCAAUUAUCGACUUCCGGCGGAUGUUGAUAGGCAUAAUCUAGAGCGCCAUCUUUCGGACCAAGAAUUCGAGGCGAUCUUCCAGGUGCCCAGGGCGGACUUUUAUAGGUUACCCCAGUGGCGUAGAAACGAAUUGAAACGUAGGGCGCGAUUGUUCUAAUAUAACUUAAUCGUUUCUAGUUAAGUAGUAAACAAAAGUUAAUAAAUUGACUGCUGGGCCACCUACGGUACAGAAAUGACGGAAUAUUAAAAAAAUAUACCGGGUAGUGCGUCGCCGAGCGGAACAUAGGAAAUCACAUGUAAAUUUUAAGGGGGUCAAUUAUUGGCUUCCCUGUACAUUUUAUAGAAAAUAUGUAAGAUAACUUUUUGAAGAGACCAAUCUGGCAAACCCUCGUGCAAAGUUUAAAAAAAUUUUAAUAAGCGAAUCUUAAAUUAUUCAAUUAAAUGUAAUUCCAAAAUUACCAAAUUUUUGGUUCAAGUAAAACCAGAUACCAGCCACCAACAAACAAUUUGUUAUAAGGCUUUGUCAAAUCUGACGUACAGCCGAAUACAAGAAAUGUAUUUUUUUGUCGUUUUAUCAAUUUCACAACCAUACAUUCAAAGUAAGACACGUUAACAUUACUUUUUUAUCUAAACUUUUAUUUAAUAUAACGAUGAAGUUAUAUUAAAUAUUUAUAUCUAUUUUUUCGUCGAUUGAAUAAUUCACACUUGUUUUCAAAUAUCGACUGUCACUGAUUUAUUGACACUUUUCCUCACGUCAGUGACAAUAUUCAUUUUACUGGUGCCCGUUUGGUUUUACCUGAACCGAAAAUUUGGUCAUUUUGCAAUUACACUUAAUUGAAUAAUUCAAGAUUCGCUCAUUAAAAUUUUUUGAAACUUUGCACGAGGGUUUCCAAAUUGGUCUCUUCAAAAAGUUAUCUAACAUUUUUUCUAUAAAAUGUGCAGGGAAGCCAAUAAUUGACCCCUUAAAAUUUACAUGGGUUUUCGAAUGUUCCGCUCGGCGAUGCACCACCCGGUAUCUAUGAUAUUUGAUUAAGUAUAGACUAGCAAGGGGGUGGCCCUUGGUACAAACUGAACUCCUUGCCCAGUUGAGACCAGUGUUUGUGUUUAACAUACUCACAUUUUAAACUAUUAACGAUCGCAGCCGAGUUUGAUAUAGCUUCAGAUAUUCCACGGUGCAGCUUUAUACUAGUUGUAAGAAUUAAACUCUUUUUUUUCUGUAUUAACUGUUACAGAAAUAACGGAUACAUUUUAUAUUUGUUGACAAAAUGUCUAAUUUUGUAAAUUGAUGAUUCCAGUCGGCAGAAACUCACUAGUUAAAAUCCAAACAUAUGUAGAUACUUCUACAUAUGUUUUUAAUAAAAAUUCGCACUUAAGGGUCAAAUUUUCUUUCUAAACAAGGAAAACUGUUGUAUGUGAGCUGCCGACUAGUUUAAAAAAUACUUUUUUGUUAAUACUGUUAAGAGCCUAAUUUCUUUAGCAUCUAUGGACGUUAACUGUCUUUCUAUUAAGUAAUUUUGGCAUUUACUCGUUUAUAUUUUUUUUGGUGUUAGAAAAAUUACUUAGGGGUGCUAUUAAGCCAUUUAAAAAUUUAGUUUUGAUGCCGUUUCUUUAGUUCCUUAAAUAUUAAUUAUCUAUAAGCAGCUUUUUAUGUAAUAACUACUAUUGCAGCUAGUAAAGGUUGUUUCACAAAGUUUAAUCAAAAUAAUGUAUUUAAAAAAAAAGGAAGAAAAAAAAAGACACUUUCCACCGAGCUACUUUUUCCCUAAUUAAUGAAUUUAUUGGUAGCAAAUAGGUUUAUUUUUAAAUUUAGGCAAUAAUUACAUAAUGUAGAUGCUUUAGAGAGCUUUGAAUUGACUAGUCUUCGAUUUAACCGUAAAGUUUUAUAAUUUUCAUUACAGGUAAAAUUAUAAACCUUUAAUGUUAUUUUCCAAAUGAAAGCUUAUAUUUUUAUAUCUUUUUAAAGCCAGGUGCACUAACUUCUUGCGGUUUAUCUGUUCGUUUAAAAGAGAUAUAAGUCAUAAAUAUGUCCUUCUCCUUGUUUAUAAUAUAUGACUAUUUAAAGGAAAGGUUAUUUGUGAAGGUGGUAAAUUUGCAUUUAAUGCCUACUUAGGUGUAUUUAUACGUCACGAGAUGUAAAAAUGUGUUCUAUAUAUAUUAUGUAUUUUAUUUCGUUUAUUUACUCUUUGUCUUCUGUUGAUUUUUUUCUGUAUUAAAAACUUACUUUACUCUUA
This is a messenger RNA of Anthonomus grandis grandis, 4655 nucleotides long. RefSeq names its product actin-binding LIM protein 2-like. Gene Ontology annotation, molecular function: actin filament binding. The record is from RefSeq and is a predicted model, not a curated record. NCBI's taxonomy places the organism in Eukaryota, Metazoa, Arthropoda, Insecta, Coleoptera, Curculionidae. Gene Ontology annotation, biological process: lamellipodium assembly; cytoskeleton organization. Gene Ontology annotation, cellular component: actin cytoskeleton.